Molecule: messenger RNA, 1576 nt
Organism: Rhodofomes roseus
Lineage: Eukaryota; Fungi; Basidiomycota; Agaricomycetes; Polyporales; Fomitopsidaceae
Exons: 1
Coding region: 228-1460 (410 amino acids)
Source: RefSeq, a predicted model, not a curated record
GAGAAUCCAGCCAAUACAGGCUUUGAGCUCAAGCCAGCUCUGUCAGACUGAUGAGCAAUAGAUCUCACCAGGAAAUCCAUAGCCGACGGCUCAUAGCAAUGUCCGAUCAGUUACAGACCACAGACUUAACACCGGUACAGCGCUCAACUCAGUCUCAGAUCUAGUAGAUGUCCUCAUCCCGUUGAUGGCAACAUGUCUGACAUUCAGCUGUCCAGACUCAAAUUCAUAUGAAUGCCGUUGGUUUGCUCAUCUCAAUAGCUUACUUCAUGUCCCUGGCACUCUCAUUGUACAUACCUGUCGACACUCCCACUGUCCCAGCAUCUACCACGCACUCAUCUACCUAUGCAGUUCCUUGCUCGCCAUCCCGUCCCUCCCGCCUUCACCCACAUCUUCUACCAUUCACAUCCUACAGUCACUGCCAUUUCGGUCACCACCAUAUGCCUAUAGCUCCCCCUGUUCUUGUCCUUGCGUCUGCAACGCUCACGCUGCUCACCUUCGACACCGGCUCGUCCAUGCACAGGAGCAACCAGCAGCCCCAUCUCUCAUCCGCGUACGCGUGUUCGUUUCGUUUGUCUUUGUCACGCCACGAUCUCACGCGCUGGUCCAUAGCAGCUCGCGACUGCUCGCGUCGGACACCACUAGCCACGCCUAAACAUCAGCAGCGAUGGUCACACAAAAUGCGGACCAGCUCUAUGUCCCUCCAUAGCAGGGCGCGCGCGCCGCUGCCCGGUUGUCGGGACGUCAGCCCCGACGACACAGCAUCUGCGCACCUCGCCCGGCUCGCUCACCCAUGGCGGUCUACGUUCACGGCCGGCACGACAGUGUGCCCGGUAACUGCUAACACCGAUCCUGCACCCACAUUGCCCGGCCCGUCGCGACUCGACGCCAUGCCUUCAGCCACGAACGGUCACCUACAGCGCGGACGGUCUGCUCACCGCACCUGCCGAUCCGCCCUCCGUUCCUCGCGCCGGUGCCGGUCCUCGCGCCUACUGCACGUCGCGGCCCGCAACGCGACGUUACUUCCGGUAGAUGUUGCGCCGUCACGACAGCUUCAACGGUUGCUGGCGGGGACUCGUCUCAUCCGCCAAGGACCCGCUGCCAAACCCUCCUGCUGGUCAAUGCCACGAGCAUGCGCCCGGUGGCCGCAAAGCCUCGCUCGCGCCCGUUCUGACGGGUUCCGCGAGAGUGCGUUCGAGGGCGAUCGACGACAGAGACAAAGCCCUGCUUCGUACUUGGUUCACGGUGCACGCGCGGCGGGUCCGCAUCCCAGCUCGACCUUCGCGGCUGCUGAUUGGCUCUCACCACGCGUCCUCCGCCUCGACACUCGUGCGCUCGACAAUCAUCCACGCCGACUAUCUAGUCGUGCGUGGCUGCCACCGAUACAUCCCUCCUGCGCCUGCGCCCACACACGACAUCUGCCCGCCGACUCGGCAGACGGUGUCCGUGCACUCGAGAGGUAGCUCUUCUGGGCGUCCUCUGCGAGGCCCGCCCCGGUCACCUGCACGCGAACUCCGGGGCGACACUCUGCGCGGUGGUAGGCAUUACCCGCCGGUCGAGACCGGACGCGCGCACGGGC